Messenger RNA from Raphanus sativus (radish), 932 nucleotides. RefSeq names its product 60S ribosomal protein L7-2. Gene Ontology annotation, molecular function: structural constituent of ribosome; RNA binding. The transcript has 6 exons. The record is from RefSeq and is a predicted model, not a curated record. Gene Ontology annotation, biological process: maturation of LSU-rRNA from tricistronic rRNA transcript (SSU-rRNA, 5.8S rRNA, LSU-rRNA). The coding region runs from base 44 to 772 and encodes 242 amino acids. Gene Ontology annotation, cellular component: cytosolic large ribosomal subunit. Lineage: Eukaryota; Viridiplantae; Streptophyta; Magnoliopsida; Brassicales; Brassicaceae.
GAAAUUCAUCUCUCCCUUUGUUUGAUCUGCAAGAAUCGGGAAAAUGGCAGAGUCGAAGGUUGUAGUUCCAGAGUCAGUGCUGAAGAAGAGGAAGAGAGAGGAGGAGUGGGCUCUCGCUAAGAAACAGACCGCCGAAGCUGCCAAGAAGACCAACGCCGCCAACAGGAAGCUUAUCUACAAAAGAGCCGAACAGUACGCCAAGGAGUACGCCGAGAAGGAGAAGGAGUUGAUCUCGUUGAAACGUGAGGCUAAGCUUAAAGGUGGUUUCUAUGUUGACCCUGAAGCGAAGCUCUUGUUCAUCAUCCGUAUUCGUGGUAUUAAUGCUAUUGACCCAAAGACAAAGAAGAUUCUUCAGCUUUUGCGUCUCAGACAGAUCUUCAACGGUGUGUUUCUGAAAGUCAACAAGGCUACAAUGAACAUGCUUCGUCGUGUUGAGCCUUAUGUGACCUAUGGAUUCCCUAACUUGAAGAGUGUUAAGGAAUUAAUCUACAAGAGAGGAUACGGAAAGCUUAACUCCCAGAGGGUGGCUUUGACUGACAACUCCAUCGUUGAGCAGGCUUUGGGUAAACAUGGGAUCAUCUGCACUGAGGAUCUGAUUCACGAGAUUCUAACAGUUGGACCUCAUUUCAAGGAGGCCAACAACUUCCUGUGGCCAUUCCAGCUCAAGGCACCCCUCGGCGGUCUUAAGAAAAAGAGGAAUCACUACGUUGAAGGUGGUGAUGCCGGCAACCGUGAAAACUUCAUCAAUGAGCUUAUCAGGAGGAUGAAUUAGAAGAGAUGUCUGUCGUAUUAUCUAUGAACUUGACUACUUCACCAUGUGUUUGCUUCUGGAUUUUGAUAUUUUCUCUUAUGUUAAAAGACAUUCGGAGCUUUCUCUGCUAUUAUUGUGUUUGGAUUUUAGCGGUUGAUGAACUUAUUUUUUCUACGCAUUA